Messenger RNA from Cuscuta campestris, 1838 nucleotides. Lineage: Eukaryota; Viridiplantae; Streptophyta; Magnoliopsida; Solanales; Convolvulaceae. The record is from the annotation of a GenBank genome assembly.
AAAAGAAAGGAAAAACUACACAAGGAACCAGUGCCUGAGAUCUGAAAGCAAGCUCAGCUCCAUCAACAACCGCUUCGUCGAACGCACGGCUUCCCUCUAUCCCAGUCUCCUCCCGACGGAAAGAAGCCCCAAAAGCCAUCGACCUGCUCCAACCGGCACAUCUUCACCGGAUUAACCUCCGGCGAAUUCUUGACGCCUUUAACAAUAUACAUCCAUCUCACUGCGGCCUGAAAAAAAGCCCCACUCCAAGCAUAAGCUACGUGGUUUACACCAGUCCGAGUGCCUCUGUGUCCGCCACUCAAUUUCUCCUCAGUUUGUAGGGAAUGGACGAGGAGCUUGAAAAGGAUGCUGGUGAUACAAAAAGCAAAGUGCCUGCCACACAUACCGAGGCUGUGGUAAAAACAAACAAGAAGAAGAAAGGUCUGAUAUCAAGAAUGUGGAAUGCACUCUUCAGAUCUGGCAGAGAUGAUUUUGAGAAGAGAUUGCAACACAUUUCCAAAGAGGAGGCUGCUGUUAUUCAGAGAAUUACAAAGCGUUCUCAAAGUUUUAGUAGGAUCUUAAGAAACCUCAUUAUACUUUCUGUACUUUUUGAGGCUAUUUCUGUGGGUUAUGCUAUCAUGACUACUAGAUCCCUUGAUCUAAAUUGGAAAUUGAGAGCUCUGCGCGUUUUGCCAAUGUUUCUAUUACCUGGACUAUCUUUCGUUUUGUAUUCAGCACUUGGAAGCUUCAGAAGGAUUUGUGACAACAAGGAUAACAAAACCUUGGAAAGGCUCCGUGCUGAAAGGAAAGCAAAGAUUGAUGAACUCAAGGAGAGGACAAAUUACUAUAUUACACAACAACUCAUUCAGAAGUACGAUCCUGACCCUGCUGCUCAGGUUGCAGCUGCCACUGUGCUGGCUUCCAAGCUUGGUGCAGAUAGUGGGUUGAAGGUGUUUGUGGGAGACGAGACUCAACGUAAUGCCCCUCCUGCUGGAAAGAGUAAUGAUGCUGAGGUUGCAAAUUCCACUGGACUUCGAAACAGAAAGCAACCGACAACCAGAUCAGUUGGGUCUGGAAGGAGUACCACAACGGAAGUGGUCCAUUCCGAAGAAAACAAAAUGCGCUCUCAAACAAUGCUAGUAGAGGGUUCUGAAGCAACGGAGCAUCAUCCGCUGGUCGUUGAGCAUCACAACCCAACAAGCUCAACCCCACAAAAUGGAGGGUGGAUCUCGCGUAUCGCGGCACUGCUCGUGGGCGAGGAUCCAACACAGUCCUAUGCUCUUAUUUGCGGCAACUGUCAUAUGCACAACGGGCUUGCUAGGAAAGAAGACUUCCCCUACAUUACAUACUACUGCCCACAUUGCAAUGCCUUGAAUAGGCACAAACAAUCUGAAGACCGCUCCUCCGGCUCCAACACCCCGGGCUUAAGCUCUUCUGUGAUGACCGAUGCUGAGGUGAGUAAUAAUUCUAGUCCAUCUCCCGUUGCAGAGAAUAACAUCUCUGGCGCUAGAGACAUCUUGCCUGGCUCUGUUGGGACAGAAGGCCACAUAAUUCCUGAUGUUCCUAAUACAUAGCUUGACUGACCUGUGCUUCUUUCCAUUGGGUUCUCCUUGUGGGACAUACAAAAACAGCAGGUUACCUUGUAUCUUGUUUUUUUAUUUACUUUUAAAACAAAAACUUGUGAUUGAAAGUGUUGUACUGUACCAAUUGUUUUACUAUGCGGCAGAUAGUCGGUGUUUCCGGGGUGCAAGAAUUGUUCAUUUGAGUUUUUCAUUUUCUCAAUGAAAUUUUGUCCAGCUAUAUAUGUAGUUCAUGUAAUGUCAGGCUUCUUAUUGUGAACAUAAAGUUUUAUAGAAGCG